Messenger RNA from Trichomonas vaginalis G3, 777 nucleotides. RefSeq lists its product as uncharacterized. Bases 1 to 777 code for a protein of 258 amino acids. NCBI's taxonomy places the organism in Eukaryota, Parabasalia, Trichomonadida, Trichomonadidae. The transcript has a single exon. The record is from RefSeq and is a predicted model, not a curated record.
AUGCAACAGCCUGAACAAACCGAAAAUCGGCCAGAUCAAGCUCCCGAAACUCCAAUCAAUGCUCAAAUUUCGGAUAAAACAACAUCAAAACCAUCAAACAAAAAGAGAAAUUUCACAACUGCGAUGUCUCAAGAGCAAGUGAAAGAGGCCCUUGCUAGGAUCUUCUCUUCGUAUUACGAACGUGACAAUCUCAAUGAAGCAGCGAUUUCGGAUAAUUUGUCUGUCAGAAAAUUACGUGUCAUUAUUCACACACUAAGACUUUCCAACGUUGUAGAAACUAGCGUGAGGAAGCCAUACUUGUGUGAAUUAUUGAUAAAAUUCUUGCAAUCAGAUUUAAUGAUCCUAAAGUACAAAAAAUACAGUGAAGAGAAAGAAAGAAGUGCUAAAAGAAGAGCAGAGAAGAAAUUAGAAAUGGAGCAUCAACGCGAAGCUCAGCAACCAAAAGAAAAUCACACUGACACAAAAGCGAACGAUUCAACGACUUCGAUUCGUACAAGAUCACACCAGCAUACUGUAGAACCAGAAAUGGAAAAACAGCAAGUGAAUGAAAAUGCUCAAGAGCAAAAAAGUAUUGCCCCACAAAAAAUUGAAACAGAAACUUCUAUCCAGUUUACAACUGUGCCUCAAACACUAAUGAAUGCAUCACAUGCUAUACUCGCACUACAAAAAUUGAAUAAAGUUAUUUGGACGUUGUCCGAUAAAAUAACUGAGCUUGAAAAAGCAAUCUCAAUUCUUGUUGUACGUAUAUCGGAAGCUGAACAAAUGUAUGGGUUAUAA